AUGCGUCCUCCAUCGUAUUCUUCCUCUAGCAGCAGCAGCGACAGCCUGUCGGGGCCUGACAGUGACUUGUCUUCUGAAGGCUGGUCGGAUAGCGAGCUUGAAGUCAGUGAUCAUGAGCAGGAAAGCCCGGCCGUGUGCUGCAUUUGCGACUAUUCUACCGAAGGCCCUGUGACCGAGGUAUGGGACCACAUGCGGACCCUCCACAACGUUAAUCACGAUGACCAGUUCGAUGUAGCGGACGAUUAUAUCCGUAUGAAACUCGUCAACUUCAUGCGUAAAAACGGCCGGCAGCCAUCGACCGUCGCCGAGCUGGAUUCGGACCAGUGGCUUCAGCCGGUGAUGGAGGAGGACCGACUGCUUUUCGAGGAGGUAGAGGUUGACGACGUCCUGGCCUCUCACGAGAACUCCCCUAAUGCGGCCAACCAAUUGGGCGUCUCUGCGGACCCUAGUCAGCUGAGUCGAGAUCAGCUCCUUGCAGAGAACGCCUUCCUUAGAGCUCAAGUAGAGGACAUGAGGCGACUACUGGCUGAUGACGAUGAGGAGGACGGUGGUGGUGGUCGGCGUAAGGGGGCCGGCCGGCAUUACACUGGGAAGAGCUACAAUGGGGAGGCUGUGUAUAGCAACGGGCCUCUGGGGCUGAGGGAUGUCCCAUUGAAGCAGUGUGUGAUGGCGAUAGGAGAGGACACCGUCACACCUGGCUUGGAGUCGGCUACAUGUUGGAAGUACAAGGCAUAUUCGCUGUACCGCACUGACCAGAGUACCGGUCGGCCCUGCCUUUUGAGAGAGGCUAGGAUUUUGGCAGGGGCUCCUCAAGACGAGGCUGUGACCAGCUUUGAUGUCUCUAAGGACUUGACGGUCCUAGCAGUGGGCACGUCACUUGGGAAUGUGUAUGUUUACCGCAGCAGGGAUCUUCUGACUGAACGUAGCUGCAAGUUGCGAGCUAUCAUGGAUCGGCAGAAUGGUGAGGGGAAGGGUCUCGAGAACCGUCCACAGCUGUCUAACGGGGCUGACCACAAGCAGCCCCAGACGGUUCAAAGCUACUACCUCUUCGUGGUAUAUGAUGAUGGAGCGGUAGUGAGCUAUUCUAUUGAAGGCAUCGAUGGUGCUGUUACCCUCUUGGAGGUGGACCCUAGCUGCUGUAUAGAGGAAGAGACUGGUAGUGAGGAGUUGAUGCCCACUAGAGGGUGUGCUAUCUUCCCUAGUAUGGAGGCACUAUUGGUGCUCAGUUCAAAGGGAGCUGUCUUUGGUUUUGACCCUAAACAGGGCAACAUUGCGGCGGUGCCUGUUGGUGAUGAGGGAGGCAGCGACUGGCACCCUACAGGCCUCUACUCCUCGCGAUCCUACUUCAUACUCACCACAAAGCAGGUUCGGCGGAGACGCUCUAGUGAUAUAGCGGAUCCUAUAUUGGCUGGGCAAAAGGGUGAGGGUAAAGCUGUCGCUGGGCAUCGGCAAGGCGGCCCUGUGAAGUGCGGCGUUACAGUAGUGUUGAUGUAUCCCAACGCUAAUGUGCGUUUUAUAGCUUUUCAAGGUGUCUUUAGCGAUUUCGCACCAGAGUCUGGGAUAGUUGCCGUAGUACCGGCCUUCGACCACUCCCUGCUGGUCGUAGGCAAUAACGCGUCUACUGGUACCCCCUGUGUAUAUUCCCUGCAUGAGAAGGCCACUACGGAGGAGGUCUCGAUGCUGCAACAGAAGGGGAUGUAUGAGUGGGCAGUGGAGAUUGCGACUCGGGAGGGCCUACCUGUCAACCCUUACCUAACGCAGCUGUAUACCAAGUAUGGUUUAAAUCUGCUUGAGAAGAACCAAGUGGAUGAUGCGCUGAGAGUAUUCAUCAAGGCGGCAGCUGGCCUUCGUCUACCCGUACAGACGAGCACUGUUAUAGAAGCAUUCAGAGUGCGUCAUCGAGUGCCGGCUAUUGCGACGUUUUUAUUACGUCUACAUGAAGCUGAAGUGGUUAAGAAGGGCCCUGAUGGACGCCAGUUGAGGCCGAUAAUGCUGUAUAAGGAGCAUACGUAUAUGCUGAUGAAGUGCCUGUGUCGGCUUGGAGACUACCGUAGCUUGGAGAGACUGGUGGACCUGUUGACUAGGAAGGACUGUGACAUCCCGCUGGACGUCACAACGGCUAUCGGCAUUCUUCUCAGUGGCGGAUAUGUUGGGACGUGUCUUGAGGCGGAUGAUGGAGAUAGCAAAAGAACCAAGGCUAUCGAGUAUUUGAAGGAGUUGAUAGGGCGUGGCCAAGAUGCUGCGGUCAUAUCUGUUCUGACUUCCUCACGGGGCAUCGGUCGGUCAUUGAUGCACGUGAAUGCAGAGGGGAUGAUACCGCUGCUUGAGACGUUGCUAGAGCGGCAUUCUGUGCUGGAAGAUGAGAAAACUCCGUCGGGGACAGAGCCUACAGCAGCUGACAGUGCUGGUCCAGACAGUCUGAGUUCUCCCAUCGAGGCAACUUUAUCACAACUUCUACUCCCCAGUGAGGCAUGUGCGAAUAUGUUGUUGCGGCAUUUGAGUAGGAAGUCUCGGUCUUCGAGCGCUAAUGGUUCUUCCCUCUUGCCGGCUCUUUGUUUGGAGUUGUGCCUUACCUGUGGUCUCCAUCGGAAAGACGAGGCGACUCGGUUGCACAUGAAGGACACGCUGUUCGAUCGGAAUCUGGGCAGCAAAGCUGAGAUGAUGGCAGGGACAUGUUUUCAGUUCGCAUGGCCAGAGGGUGUUAUCGCUCUCAUUGAGUCUUCCUAUAUUCAGUCCGAGGAUGCUCGAGCCUUGGCCCGGACACUAUUCGAUGCCACAGAUGCUUCGGAGCUAGCACCGAGCUCAUACGUGGAAAUUUGUGAGGCCGUGAGCAAAGGUGUUGCUGGCGAGAAGAAUAGUGGCAAGCCCGACUCGUCCACUGGAAGGUUGUGGCUGCAAGCUCUUCGGAAGCUCCGGCAGAGGCCGGUUGGGUCAUCUCGUGACCGAAAGGAGGCUCUGCAAGCGAUGAACGAAAUAGUUGGCAUGCUCAGUCGAUGCUGUUCUGGGUCGGCUUCAGUGACGGCGGAGGUGCUGGAUGCGCUGGCUGUGGACCCAGCUGUGGAAGAGGAUUCUGGCACGAUGGUGGAGAUGGGCACUCUUAAGCCGAUGAUGAGGUCACUCCUGAAGACCAGUGGUGAUAAGUGCUCGACGUCGCUGGAUAACCUCAAACAGGAUAAGCAGGAGCUUGAGCAUAUGCGUCAAGAGGUCGAAAGUCUGCGGACAACGGCUCGAGUGUUCAACGGUGGGGAGGGUAGCGGGUCUCCCAAGUGCGCGGAAUGCGGGCAACGAUUGGACAUGCCAGCGAUUCAUUUCAUGUGUAUGCAUUCCUUCCACCAGCUUUGCCUGUCGACCAGUGGCGAGUCGCCUCACAGUGCAGACGACGAUGGCUAUAAGUGUCCAUUGUGUCAACCGGAUGCUCUAUACAAGGAUAGCAUGAGGAAAGAACGGGAAGAUUCCAUACAGGAUGCAGAGAGCCUUUCGACCUUAUACAAAGCUAUCGGCGCGUCUUCUAAUGAUUUUUCGAUUAUCGCUGACUACUUGGGUCGAAGCCUCUUCCAUUCUACUACCACAUCAUAA
This is a messenger RNA of Perkinsus marinus ATCC 50983, 3576 nucleotides long. RefSeq lists its product as hypothetical. The record is from RefSeq and is a predicted model, not a curated record. NCBI's taxonomy places the organism in Eukaryota, Perkinsozoa, Perkinsida, Perkinsidae. Gene Ontology annotation, cellular component: endosome; HOPS complex. The transcript is spliced from 30 exons. Gene Ontology annotation, molecular function: protein binding; protein-macromolecule adaptor activity. Gene Ontology annotation, biological process: vacuole organization; organelle fusion; endosome organization. Bases 1 to 3576 code for a protein of 1191 amino acids.